CCAACACUCAUGCUCAACAUUCAACGAUACUGGGGUUCAUACCGGCUAGACGCCCUCGAACGUCAAUCCAUUAUAUGGCCUGAAUCCCAGUAGCGAUAACGCUGGCAAAGAAAAGUCGACUGAGAAAGUUGCUGUUUCUAGUAAAAGGUCUUCAGGAAGCUGCUGUUUCUAGCACAAGUAAUCGACAUACAAGACGUAAGAGACGGAUUGUGACUGUGAUUAGCGUUCGUCGUCACCGGGUGUCUUCGGGAGAUCCGGAAUCUACCGACAAGGGUGCGAGAAGCCAGAAACCCUUUGAAGCUAUUCGCGAUGCCGCUGUUCUCGUGGUCUGGUGAAUUCACCAUGUCGGUCAAGAUUGACGGACGAGACGCCACCGUCUAUCAAGAGAAGCAUCACCAGGAAGGAGUCGGUAGGACGAGGUCGGAAGGUUGGAUCUGCAGUGAAGUCGGCAAGUCGUACACGAUCGGUCUUGAGUCACAAGGUUACCACGCUCGGAUAGACCCUCGCACCAAGCACAAGGAUAUCUCAGCACAUCUGAGAAUCGAUGGUGUAAAGACCGAAGGUCAAGCUGUUUAUCAUCUCGAUGAGCGCUUCCGUUUCAAAGGUCCUAUCGAUCACAACAAACAGCGUCGUCCGUACGUGUUCCAGAAGCCGGAACUACGGGCUGAGGAUGGCGAUGACGGUUCGGAGACUACAAUCAACACUGCCAUCGGAACCCUUGAGAUAGUACUGUGUCGUGUACAGUACUACCCUCGGAAACAGUCUUUCACGUACAAAGAGGUGGUCAAUCUGACUCCAGCACUCUCGGAGAAGCAUAAGAAGGGUUUACUCACCUCCGUGACUCAAUACGGUCCCCCAGUACCCGCGAAAAGUUAUAGGACGACGUCCAAGAGAAAGAGCACGCAAGAUAAGGAAGGUUUGCCGUACUGUAAGAUGACGAUCCGCUACGCUUCGAAGGAAGUUCUGCAAGCGAUGGGCAUCAUCCCUCGCGACCCUCGACCUCCUACCCCACCCGCCGAAUUGCAUGCCAGUACACCUACCCCACCACCCGAGGCCAUCGAAGCUAAACGCACCAUUGCCCAAAGCCCCAGUCUUUGCGUCGACGUCGACCCUACCGAUACAAGUGCUGGGAACGCCUCGAUUAAGAGGAAACGAGGGGAAGAAGACGUCGACGCUGACGACAAGGCCGUCUUGAAAAGAAAGUUGCAGAGCGAGAUGACGGAAGCGCUGAGAGGAGAAUGCGAUUCACGAGACUAUAACCCUAGACAUCUGGACGAAUACAAACCACGUCAACAGCGGGCGAUGUUGUCCGCGUUGCGGGAAAUGGUUCCCCCAUUACGGGAAUAAUUCCGAAGUGAAUGAAACGCGAGAUCUGUUUCCUCUCACGUCGGCCAUUGUCACCGGAUCACCAAACGAUUCCAUUAAUCUGCUUGUCGUCGAGCUCGUGAUAUAGUAUUCGGAGUUAGGAAUUGAUAUGUUCUCAACUCCAAAUUGUGUGGAAAGUAAAAAGGAAACCAGCCGAACGACUGAAACAAGUUAAUCUUCGGAAGAACAAUGACGUGUAGCUAGGAUGCAAAGAAUUGUUAGCAGAAACAAGUGGAAUGAUCGUCCGUAAAAAAAAAAGUUUUA
This is a messenger RNA of Filobasidium floriforme, 1629 nucleotides long. RefSeq lists its product as uncharacterized. The record is from RefSeq and is a predicted model, not a curated record. Lineage: Eukaryota; Fungi; Basidiomycota; Tremellomycetes; Filobasidiales; Filobasidiaceae. Bases 310 to 1347 code for a protein of 345 amino acids. The transcript is spliced from 8 exons.